Messenger RNA from Spea bombifrons (plains spadefoot toad), 5711 nucleotides. RefSeq names its product tweety family member 3 (gene TTYH3). Lineage: Eukaryota; Metazoa; Chordata; Amphibia; Anura; Pelobatidae. The record is from RefSeq and is a predicted model, not a curated record. The coding region runs from base 266 to 1849 and encodes 527 amino acids. Gene Ontology annotation, cellular component: plasma membrane. Gene Ontology annotation, molecular function: intracellularly calcium-gated chloride channel activity; volume-sensitive chloride channel activity. The transcript is spliced from 15 exons.
GAGCGAGUCUACGGGAACAAAGAGCCGGAUCUCGGCUGCAGAGACCGAUCCAGACAGGGACCCCCGUGUGUUAUCCGCCCGGGGACCCGCACACCCCCCGGCUGAGGAUGAGCUGGGGGGCAGAGGGGAGCAUCAGCCCCCAAUCCGGUUAAUGAGCCUCUGAAUGGACAGCAGGGGGUCAGUCUGAGACCUCAGCGGAGCCCAGCAGCCCCCGAUCCCCCAGUGCCCCCCCAUGCCCGUGAGCCCGGACCGGCUGUGAAUCACCAUGGCCGCCGCCAUCAGCUACACCCCACCUUGGUGGGUGAAUCUCCUGCACCGGCUCCCCCACCUCAAUAUACAAUGGGAGACCCUGAGUGGGGACUUCAGACCAGAAGACCCCGACUACCAACAGUCUCUCAUGCUUCUGGGCUGUGUUGCGCUCUCCUGCCUCGCUCUGGACCUCUUGUUCCUGCUCUUCUAUUCGUUUUGGUUCUGCUGCCGUCAUCGGAAAACAGAAGAAAACACAAAUGCGGAUUGUUGCUGUACUGCCUGGUGUGUCAUCGUUGCUACUUUAGUUUGCAGUGCUGGCAUUGCUGUUGGUUUCUAUGGCAACGGGGAGACUAGCGAUGGCAUCCACAGAGUGACAUAUUCGCUCAGACAUGUUAACCGCACCGUGGCUGGAAUCCAAGAUCGGGUCUUGGAUACAACAGUAGCUCUGAACCAAACGGUGGAUCCGAGUCUACUAGAACUGGAAUCCAUGUUUACAAAACAGACCGAUUACCUUCAUAUUGUUCAGAAACUCCAGGGUCUCUUGUACACUCUGGUUCAACAAACCUCAGAGAUCCCCUUCUGGAAAAAUUCGGAUCUCUCGUUGGAUGAUCUGGCAGCCCGCAUAGAUCUGUAUGAUUGGUACCGGUGGUUGGGGUACUUGGGACUGCUGCUUUUCCAUGUCCUCAUAUGCCUGUUGGUGCUGUUUGGCCUGAUCCGUAAUUCCAAAGCCAUCCUUGUGGGGGUCUGUUUACUCGGAGUACUUGCCCUGAUCAUAAGCUGGGCAUCCAUGGGUCUGGAGCUGGCCGUUUCCGUGGGGUCCAGUGACUUUUGUGUAAAUCCCGAUUCCUUUGUCUCCAAAGUGAUAGAAGAGAAUUCUGUGCUCAGUGCAGACAUUCUAAACUACUAUCUGGUCUGUAACACUGGAUCCAUUAACCCUUUCCAGCAGAUGUUGUCUACCGGUCACAAAGCAUUGGUGGAAAUGCAAGACGAUGUUCUGGAUCUCUUGAGGUCAGCUGUGAAAGAGUACCCCAACUCGAAGGAUUAUCUCGUUCGCAUUCAAGGCGUUCUUAACUCCACAGAGAUCAACUUACAGCAUUUAACGGCGCUGGUGGACUGCCGGGGUUUGCACUUAGAUUAUGUGCAGACUCUCACAGGCUUUUGCUACGAUGGAGUCGAGGGGCUCAUUUACCUGGUCCUCUUCUCCUUUGUGACCGCGCUGAUGUUCAGCUCCAUUGUAUGCAGUGUUCCUCACACCUGGCAGCAAAGGAGGGCCAAUUAUGACGAAGAGGAAGAGACCACUACCCCAGGCAACCGCCAAACCCAUGAUAACCUGUACAGGGUGCACAUGCCCAGUCUGUACAGCUGUGGGAGCAGCUAUGGUAGUGAGACUAGCAUUCCAGCCGCUGCACAUACUGUCAGCAACGCUCCUGUGACUGAGUACAUGAGUCAGAAUGCAAAUUUUCAAACCCCCCGCUGUGAAAACACCCCUUUAAUCGGCCGUGAAUCACCACCUCCUUCAUUGUAUUUGGCUGCCAUGGACAGUAGCAGCCAUUUGAGCUGGCAGUUUAAACCCUUGGACAGUGCAAGGACGUUCUGGUAACAGCGCCCGCUAUUGGAACAGUAUACUUCCAGCAUGAGAGCGAAAUACCUCGCCACCAAUCGUCCUGAAAGUGAGCCCCUACACUAGUGCAAGUGACCCCCAUCCCAACGUACUCGAACCCAGCCGGUCAUACCCAGAACAUCUCCAACCCGAAUCCCUCCUCCUCGGAUUUCCAAACCUGCCGCUCAUGUCUUGAUCUUGUGCAGAAGCAGCUUCGGUAGAGUCACCAUCAUGUUGCCAGGAAAAAAAACAACAACGUGGAAAAACAGCACUAAGAGGAUUUGAUCCUUCACCUCCAAGGCUCCAGAUGUUGCCUUUCUACGGAUCCAUUUCCGCACACAAUGUUUCGCCUUUUGUGUUUUUAAAUCGUGUUUGAGGUUACGGAGUCCCCGCAUGUAAUGUUUCAAACACUCGUUUCUCAUUGUUUUCUCGUUGACAUUUUUUUCCAGUUUUUUCUUUUUCUUUCUUUUCUCCGUUGAGAAUUUGAUUCAACGCCAAAAGAUCAUCAGAUGUUUUACCCUAAAAUUGUGACUUUUACCUUAUGCACAACGUGUUACUUUCCAAAGUGCUGAGAGCAACUUUUUUUUUCGGAAUCUUUGGGUUUUUACGUUUCUGGAAAGUUUUACAACAUAAAUGAAUGCGGGGGGGGGGGGGCGACGACAUUGUACCGGGUCAGCGGUCCAGCUGUUUUUUACAAGCAUUGGAGUUAUUAGUUGAAUUUACUAUAUAAUUUACUGGUUUACUAUAAUACUAGAAUUACAUUGUUCUUAAAAGUACUACAAAAGGCAGGGUCCCCCAACUUAACGUAUGGAAAAUAUCAGCAGGUGUUCAUAACUUUUGCAUGAUCCACACAGUAGAAGGAUCAUGGACCACAAACGGUCAUGGGUGGUCUAACAGAUCACAUAUUAGCACAGUGUUACCCAUUUACUAACCUCCAUGAUAGGACAUAGGUGACCCUCUUUGUAAGCUGUACCCCGUUCAGAGAAUUGGGUAUAGCUUCCGGUGCUUAACCACUGCCUACCUUAUCAAAUCUCAUUAAAAUCUAGAUGCGUCGCCAUAUCCAAAGCCAUCUUAAAGUGUAGAGAAGGUCCGAGAUCCCAUAGAAAAGGCAUUAAACGUUAUCUAGGACUGUAAGACUUACAGGUGUGUUGUAGAACCUACUUGGAUAUCAAGUUAUUUUCUAUUAAAUGCAGAACUCUAACUGGAGAACAGUAUUGUCAAACCAAGUCCUCAAUCUGCAGUCCAGCCAAAACGCAUGGUAAUCUCGUUAUAAUAUUAAUAAUAUCCAUAUUACAGAGUAGUUUACCCACAAGAUGUACCCGGCAUGCCUGUAGAGUACUGUAAGGGACUAAUAAUAAUAUCAUCUUGUAAAUCAUCUUGUUAUCCUUGUUGAAGAGUUGGGAUGUGCUGUCAUAAUAAUAUUAAUUGGGCUGAUAACAAUAUGUACCCGGAUAGAGUCUUGGAUAGCUACCACCGUUCCCCACCUUCAGAUAUUACACCCCAGUUUUAACUGGUACUUAAGCUGGACUUUGUACAUAAGUCCUGUAUUUCAGUGAGAUCUGCUCUGAUGAUCAUCAUAUGUGUAAUAUGUUCUCUGUCUAUUCCUCUCAUCAUUUUGAAUUUUGAUAACGAAUUUGGUUAAUGGCAAUCAAACUUCAUGGGUGGUAUAUUUGGCCAAAUCCUCCCAUUUUUUUUAAACAUUAUAUAUUGACCAGCGCGGCUACAUAAAACCCCCUUUUAAUGCCACCAUCCUUGGCUUUCUAGGUGUGCGUAGCAAUGAAUUUGUAGCAUGAAAGGAAUCUUUCCCCGUUUCUUGUAAAUGUGUAUAACAUAUUUGUUUCUUACAUCAUAAGAAGAGCUGACUAUCGGUUCCAGCGAGAUACAUUUGUUACUGUUGAGGGGGGGGGUUUAACGUGAUGUGGAAUCUUUCACCAUCUCUAUAACUGGAAAACCUGGCAAACCGCGGACUUCAGCAAGAGAUACCCUUAGCUCUGUGACACAUCUUUGGUGCUAAACAUAUAGAGUGAGUUCUCCGCUGGAACGCUGGCGGUGCUAAGACCUCACAACAACGCGUGGAAUAUUACACCAAUUUAUUUUCAACACAUCUUGUCUUACGCGGGAUAACGUUGCGUCAACGUACUGCACUCGGCUUGUUUCACUGAGGUGGGUACGACUGCAAAACCGCAGUGGGUCUUAAGUGAAUUGGACUUAAAACGGAGCCGCGCUCAUCGCAAUGGGACCACCAGACAAAAACAUACACUAGAUGCGUAGAUCGACAUUUUUGAAGCACAAUCUUGGCGCAUUUUGGUUAUGGCUUCAAGGAGGUUAGAUUCCCCCCUCCCCCACCCCAUAUAUUUAUAUGUAGAAGACCUAGAAAAGUUCAAACAGACAUCUCCACAAUGUGAAUUGUAAAUAGCAUGUUGGACUUUUUCAUUGGUCUGUCUUGUAACUCUAAGAAAAGGAAUUGAGUUCAGGACGUCACCCUGUUCUAGAAGUGUUACUGUAGUGUUUGUAACCUGUGUUUGAUAUUACGUGGUCCAGCCUGCUUGCCGAUCAGCUUGGACUAAGCCUUUUCAAGUGGAUUUUACUCAUACGUUUUAAGAAAAUGCGUCGGAGGCUGACUUGUUAUGGUCCUCUAUACCUCCUGUCCUCUGGAGGCCAUGUUUCCUCUACAGAAGAAGACUUUAUUUCUUUCUUAUUUUAACAAAUUUUAUUUCUGUGUUCCGUUUUUUUUUUUUUUGGAGACUUAAAGGUUGUAGGCCUUGCCAGAUAAGUCACGACUAACACAUCCUAUACGUCUAGUUACACUGCACCCAUCAACUUCCCACCCCAAUACAAACAGACCUGAUGUCCAACGAGACUAAUGGAUAUCGAAAUACAAGGUGGUUCCAGGUAAAUCAAUAUCUUUCGCCCCAUCGUGUUCUAUGACACUAUGCGUUAACGUGGACAUCCGAUUGUACACAAAAGAUACCGAUAUUUCUUCAUGUAAGCUCUGGGGUUAAGUGUGUCCUUCUACAACCUGGCAGUGAUGCUUAUGAUCAAAAACCCAAUCGGAAAACCCAGGCAAAAACAAAUAUUUUAUAUUUAUAUCGAUAGUUCUUUUUUUUUUUUUUUUAUUGGGUAUUUUGAAAAAGGAGCCAGUGGGAAACAAACAAAAAAGGUCCAGAUGAACUUCUGGUUUUGAGAAGAAGUCUUAAUGCCAGAUGUCCCUGCGGUGGUACGGUGAAUGGUCUUCACAUAAAGUGAUGUCUUCAGAAGCUUUACACGAGGGUGGUAUGGAUAGGGUUACAGAGAAUGAGACACCGAAUCACCAAAAGCUGGCUUUACUCUCUAGUAUUUCUUGGUGCUGAGUAAACUUUCACGCCACGUGGACUAUGCAAUUCCAGGCUGGGGUUUUAUGAUUUGGCAGACAUUGCAAUGCAAUUUUUAGAUUUUAUUUUGUUUACGAUGGUCACGACGUUGCCGGGAGUCUUGUGGGUGGUUUAACUAGAGAAAACAUGGAAGGUCUAUGGUAGGAGGUAGAUGUUUGGAGACAUUAUUCACGGUUCUCUAUGAGCCCCCGGCUGUUGCAUACACAGUGUAUCAAAAGGGUCAGUUUUCAAUGUUCAAGCAUUAUUUUAUGAUGUUCUAAACCAUGAGCGAUGUAAAACAUACCACUUUGUAUGAAAUAAAUAUAGAUAAGGGAAGUUACUUUUUAAAUGGUGGACAUCCACCUCAAAGCCACUAAUGGUUCCCUUGUGGUCACCUGAAUAAUGACAUUUGGGUUGUAUAUUAAGUGACCUGCCCAUUGUAUAUUUUUCACUUAUGCAAUAGGACUCUGAUUUCCUUUUAAAAAUAAAAUGGACACAUCAUUUGUUGAUAA